Messenger RNA from Adelges cooleyi (spruce gall adelgid), 952 nucleotides. It is a transcript of the gene mRpL46, whose product is annotated as 39S ribosomal protein L46, mitochondrial. Gene Ontology annotation, molecular function: structural constituent of ribosome. The coding region runs from base 117 to 917 and encodes 266 amino acids. NCBI's taxonomy places the organism in Eukaryota, Metazoa, Arthropoda, Insecta, Hemiptera, Adelgidae. The record is from RefSeq and is a predicted model, not a curated record. Gene Ontology annotation, cellular component: mitochondrial large ribosomal subunit. The transcript is spliced from 2 exons.
AAUAAUAAUUACUAUGAUGUACUAUGUAGUACUCUGGUGUCUGAUAUCUAUAGAGAAUAGAUAUUGUACGUCUUAUACUUAGACAACUGAUUUAUGAAAGUUACAUAAACUAAACUAUGAUUAGCAUAAGGCAUAUUAGAGUUUUUAAAACAGUAUACUGUAAGUUGUACACAACAAAUCAAUCCAACUGGGAUAUAAUGGCAAGUAUCUGUCUUCAACGAAAACCAAUAAUUACCAGAUCAUUGACAGAUAUUGAUAGAGAAUAUCAAAAAAUAUUGCAUGAAAUUGAAUUUGAAAGAAGCUUGAAAUCAGGUCAUGAGAUGAGGCAUGAUAAAGAUAUUAAAAGAAUGGAAAAUUUAAAAAAAGGUAAAGUUAACGAUUUGGAUAUUGAUCAAGCAGCUAGCAUAUCGGCACAAGAUUAUGUAGAUAUGAAUAAAGAAGAACUAACAACAUUUAAAUUUGCAAGUCGCAUAACAGAAGCUGAUAAACAAAAUAAUUGUAAAUCUCUCAAUAGAAAACUAGAAAACAAUUUGAUUUUGAUUUGUAAACAAAAACUGGGUCAUGACAGUUUUUGGUUAUUACCUCAAGGUUUAUUGAAAAAAGGUGAAACUUUAAGGCAAUCAGCGGAAAGAGUUUUAAAAGAGUCUUGUGGCGACAAUUUAAAAGCAAGAUUUUAUGGAAAUGCACCCUGUGGGUUUUAUAAGUUUAAAUAUCCAAAAGAGAAACGAGAACAAUCUGGAGUUGAAGGAGCGAAGAUAUUUUUUUAUAAAGCAAGAUUACUGGAAGUCCAAUUUGACAACAAAUAUUCCUGGGAAAAUUAUGAAUGGGCAACAGAACAGGAAAUUGUGAAUAAAUUUGUUCAGCCUUACAUAAAAAGUGUAAAAUUAUUUUUAUCAAAUAAUAUUGUAACAGUAUAAAUUAAUUAGAAAUAAAGUAAUUGUUAGAAAUAUAA